Molecule: messenger RNA, 1800 nt
Organism: Ordospora colligata OC4
Lineage: Eukaryota; Fungi; Microsporidia; Ordosporidae
Product: ABCG-like transporter
Exons: 1
Coding region: 1-1800 (599 amino acids)
Cellular component (GO): membrane
Molecular function (GO): ATP hydrolysis activity; ATP binding; ABC-type transporter activity
Source: RefSeq, a predicted model, not a curated record
AUGUCCCAUUCAUUGAAGAAGUUGGGGUCUAAAGACUCUGAGCUUGUGUGGAAGGGGUUGAGCCUGAGAGUCAAUGGCGCAGAUGGAUCGAAGAAGAUGCUUCUGAACAAUGUGUCUGGCUCUGUGGAGCCACAGACAAUGACUGGGCUGAUGGGACCAAGCGGUGCAGGAAAGACUACACUUAUGAACUCACUUGCAGGGAGGUUUCUACCGAACAUGAACCUGAGUGGAACGAUUCUUCUCAACUCUCAGCUGAGAUCAGAGGAGACAUGGCCAAGAGUCAUCGGAUAUGUUGAGCAGGACUUCUAUGCAUAUCAGCAUCAAACCGUAUUUGAGACGCUUCUUUUUGCAUCAAAGAUAAAAAUGGGCGUUAAGGAGGUUGAUAAGAAGAUGAUUGACAGGAUAGAUGAAGUACUGGCAUUACUAGGACUCAAGAAUGCAAGAAAUACAUAUAUUCGGAGUCUGUCUGGUGGAGAGAAGAAGAGAGUGUCGAUUGGAGUUGAGCUUCUUGGUGACCCAUCUAUAAUAUUCUGUGACGAGCCAACUAGUGGAUUAGAUUCAUUUAAUGCAGUAAAUAUCUUAAGUCUACUGAAAGACCUGGCGAAGAUGGGCAAGACUAUUCUUGUGACCAUCCACCAACCUUCAUAUGAGAUGAUAGACUUUUUUGACAAAAUAAUUCUGAUGUCAAUGGGUAAUCUUGUAUAUGACGGAGACCUGAAGGGAUGUGUUGACUUUUUUGAUGCAUGUGGAUACAGCCUACCAAAACAAACAAACCCAGUGGAUUUUUUCUUGAACACAGUGAGCUUUGAUUCGAGAAGUACAGCGGGAGAAGAACGAAGUCUACAAACGAUCACUCACAUAAGCCAGGAGUGGAAGAAGAUCAAGAAGGAGCCUAUUCCAAAGUACCAUGGAAAAGUUGGUUCUGGAUAUGUUCCGAUUAAAACGUCGCAGAGCUUCUUUCUGUUGAUGAGCAGGAACCUGAUUGAUUACACUCGUAAUGUGGACUACUUGAAGAUCAAGGUGUUUCAGAAGAUUUUUUUUAUUGUUGUUUUUGGACUAGCUUAUCUACAGAUUGGUUAUUCUAUUGAAAGCAUAUACACAAGGCUGGGAGGAAUUACUUUUAUGCUUACAAAUGCAUUGUUUGGAGUUUGUGGGCCAAUAUUCAAUGUAUUUUCUAUGGAGAAGCGAGUGAUAUCGAGAGAGAGGAAGUCUGGGAUGUAUUCAGGCAUUGUAGCAUUCUUAGCGAAGUACAUGUCAGAAAUAGUUCUGAACUUUAUGUUUGAGAUUCCAUAUAUAACGGCGGUUUACUGGAUGAUUGGGCUGAAUAAUAAUGCAGGACGAUUCUUUAUCUUUUUAGUCAUUGUUCUAUCGCUGACGCUAUUUUCGAUAUCUUAUGGAUUGGCCAUCAGUGCAAUGGCAUCCUCGCAGAAUGUUGCACAGGUGCUUGGAUCGCUUGGCCUACUUGUGUUUCUGAUAUACAGCGGAUCUUUCAACAACCCGAAUACAAUACCUGCAUGGCUCAGAUGGAUGGUGUGGCUGUCGCCGAUGUACUAUGCAACGAAGGCGUCGUUCCAGAACCAGUUGAAUGGAGUUGUGUUUACGGGACUAGGAGGCAUUAAGGUGAGUGGAGAAAGUCAGAUUGAUCUUCGUGGACUUGGAGGCACAGGUAUAUGGACCUGUAUAUUUGUUCUAUGGGGGAUAUCGUUAUUCUGGACGGUUGUGGGAUCGAUUGCAUUACAUUAUGGCACAAGAAAUAACAUGAAGGUAAAGAUUGAUGAGGAGCCUAACAAUGAGGUGUAA